GAAAUUAGAUUUCCCUUACUCUCUGGCCCCUACGACCAGUGAUUCACCUUCAUCUCAUACCCAAAACUAAUCUAAAACCCAAAACUAAUCCCCUGCCUCCAUCCUCCAUUGCCGCCUCCACCAUUCUCCCUCUUGUCACCGACCACACUUCUCUAAUCCAUCUUAUCCUUUGUUCCUUUUCUGUGUCGCAAAUCCCUCCCUCCUUGUUUCCUCAACCGACUCCGGCAGGAGAUCCCAAGCUGACUCCUCGUUUCCAGGCCAACACCAGCGCAACAUGCAUCGUCGGAUUGGAUCGAGGAAGGGUCACCCUUCGCUGGUGGCGUCGCCAUUGGAGGCGAUUUGGCUUCUCUGUUAGCCUUGGAUUAGGGGUUAAGGAUCAAUUUCGAUGCCUCUUUCGCUACCUCUCCCAAUUCGGGAUUUUGAAUGAGGAGGGUGGAAAUUUUUGUGCUUUGGUGGGCAGCAGCAAGGGAUCUGGCCUUCGAGCUUGGCCGGCGGAGGAGGUCCCAGGUGUCAAAGGGAAGGCUAAGCGCGAGUUUCGGGGCAUUCGGAAGUCAUUUCGGUGAGCUGGAGCCAAAACACGGGCAGCCUAAGGCAUUACAUGGCCGUGUACUGCUGGCCGUGCUUUUUAUGCCGAGAGCAAAUUCAGUUUGGCCAAUUCAGCUGCAAACACAGGCACCGAAGCACGGCCGUGUUUAGUCAAAGCACGGCCGUGUACAUUGCGAAGCACGGCCGUGUUUAACCCACUUGCUGGCCGUGUAAUUAAGCCCUGGCCGAGGCACGGGCGGAGUCAGGCAAAGCACGGCCGUGCCCUCGACCGUGCUUUGGCCACUGAUGCUUUUAAGCAGAGUUUCAGCCACAAUUCAAGGGGGGAUUCGAGUUUUUGAGAGAGAGAUCAGUUCAUAGAGAGAGAAAGUGACGAGCAAGAGUUCCCAAGUGCCCUAGAUUGAUCUUCAACACCAUUGGAGGCCAGCUUGAGCUUGGAGAAGUGCCGAUCAACAUCCAGGAGCCGGAAUCCAUCCUUCGCAGUAUGAAUUCCGUGUCUGUUUCUGCUUUUGCUUUCUUCUCCAUGGAGUAGUUCUCCCAUUCAUCUGGGUAUGGAGAACCCUAGAUUUGUAUGUUAGGCUUUGAUUGUAUGAACCCAAGUAUUGAUUCUAUGAUUGAUUAUAUUCGAUUGAGGUUUUAAUGAUUGAAUGACUUGAAUCCUGAUCAAAUUCCUGUUGUUUCUGCUUUAACCUAGAAUGAGAAUAUUUGCCUAGGUUAAUAGAGUAUCCUUGAUUGA
Molecule: messenger RNA, 1279 nt
Organism: Linum trigynum
Lineage: Eukaryota; Viridiplantae; Streptophyta; Magnoliopsida; Malpighiales; Linaceae
Source: the annotation of a GenBank genome assembly